Messenger RNA from Oncorhynchus gorbuscha (pink salmon), 1467 nucleotides. RefSeq names its product mitogen-activated protein kinase kinase kinase 20-like. Bases 202 to 1467 code for a protein of 421 amino acids. Gene Ontology annotation, biological process: protein phosphorylation. The record is from RefSeq and is a predicted model, not a curated record. NCBI's taxonomy places the organism in Eukaryota, Metazoa, Chordata, Actinopteri, Salmoniformes, Salmonidae. Gene Ontology annotation, molecular function: ATP binding; protein kinase activity. Gene Ontology annotation, cellular component: cytoplasm. The transcript is spliced from 12 exons.
GACUGCUCUCUUUCUCUCUCUGUCUGCUGUCUCUCGUUCUCUGCUCUCUGCUCUCUCAUUCUCUGAGUCCAUUCUGCUAUCGGGAGAGUGUGAUUAAACUUUCUCUCCCUCUCUCAGACCCUUUCCCUCUCUCUCUCUGUUCCCUCCCCUUUCAGAUUUCUCUGUUUACUCAGAGCGGCUGUCUUCGAGUGCGUGUCAGCCAUGUCGUCUCUGGGUGCCUCGUUUGUCCAGAUAAAACAUGAGGACCUGCGGUUCUAUGAGAACUGUGGAGGGGGCAGCUUUGGGACUGUGUACCGAGCACACUGGAUAUCUCAGGAUAAAGAGGUCGCUGUGAAGAAACUACUCAAGAUUGAGACUGAGGCUGAGAUUCUGAGUAUUCUCAGUCAUAAGAACAUCAUUCAGUUCUAUGGAGCCGUACUGGAGUCCCCCAACUAUGGAAUCAUCACAGAGUAUGCAGGCGGAGGUUCUCUGUAUGAGUACCUGUCCAGUGAGCAGAGUCAGGAGAUGGACAUGGAACAGAUCAUGACCUGGGCCAUGGAGAUAGCCAAAGGAAUGCACUAUCUUCAUUCGGAAGCCCCAGUCAAGGUCAUUCACAGAGACCUCAAGUCACGAAACGUGGUACUGACAGCAGACAAGGUGCUCAAGAUCUGUGAUUUUGGAGCGUCUAAGUUCCAGUCCCACACCACCCACAUGACAGUGGUGGGCACCUUCCCCUGGAUGGCCCCAGAAGUCAUACAGAGCCUACCUGUAUCAGAGACCUGUGAUACAUUCUCCUACGGAGUGGUGCUAUGGGAAAUGCUGACACGGGAGGUUCCCUUCAAAGGCUUCGAGGGGCUGCAGGUGGCUUGGCUGGUGGUGGAGAAACAAGAGAGGCUGACCAUCCCCACCAGUUGUCCGCCUAGCUUUGCUAACCUGAUGAAGAGAUGCUGGCAGGUUGAACCAAAGGAGCGUCCAGUGUUUAAACAGGUUUUGGGGACUCUGGAGACCAUGUCUAAUGACAGCAGACUACAAGACCAGUGUAACUCAUUCCUACACAACAAGGACCAGUGGAGGUGUGAGAUAGAUGCUACGUUGGAGAGGUUGCGGAGGCUGGAGAGAGACCUGGCCACUAAAGAGAAGGAGCUGGAGGAGAGAGAGCAAAGACUGAAACUGUGGGAGGAGAGACUGAUGGAGAGGUCCAAUGUGACACCUUUCUUCUCCCCUAUAGCAUCAGGCAUCGGUUCAGAGUCGUUCUUCCACUCUCAGUCUCAGGAGUCCAACAGCGCCAAGAUAUCCUGCCUCAUCCGAACCCUCGGCAAUGGAGAGAAGGACAGGGGAAUGGAGGGAGGGAUGGACAGGGGAAUGGAGGGGAACUCUUCUAAGAUUUGCAGCGUGCGACAGGGAACCAAAAUCAAUAUGGCCGCCACCGUUGCGGCGUUAGACAUGAACGUGAUGGAGCUGAGCUGGUCUGACCACGACAGUGACUAG